Messenger RNA from Drosophila novamexicana, 711 nucleotides. RefSeq lists its product as uncharacterized. Gene Ontology annotation, biological process: mitochondrial translation. Bases 83 to 649 code for a protein of 188 amino acids. The record is from RefSeq and is a predicted model, not a curated record. Gene Ontology annotation, molecular function: structural constituent of ribosome. Gene Ontology annotation, cellular component: mitochondrion; mitochondrial small ribosomal subunit. Lineage: Eukaryota; Metazoa; Arthropoda; Insecta; Diptera; Drosophilidae. The transcript is spliced from 2 exons.
UAAAAGAAGAAGAAGCAGCACACCGGACCGAUCCACUAUAUUUUUACUUCGCUCCAGUUAUCAAUUAAAAGCCGUAGUCACCAUGAGCCAAAAAGUAAUCAAGUACAUUGGACGCACUACAGACUUUCGCGGCAACACACUAUGGGAGAUCGUGGGCAAUCUGCCCGACUGGGGCAUCGGUCGCAUGGUCAUACGUAACAUGUUUCAGCGCUAUCCGGAGCCCUGCUACAUGCGCAUACUCAAGGUGCAGGCGGUGGACGAGCAGCCCGACAAUGAGCGCAAAGUUCGUGUCACCGUGGAGAAGACCUGGCGCGGCGUUACGCAGCCAAAGCCCGUUGAGAUCUACAGCACCAGCUACAAGGCCGACUACGAGCUGGUGCCCGUUGACCAGGAGCACAAGUUUCUAAACAACACCAAAAAGGUGGAGCCUGUGGUGCUGCCCACAAAGAUGGAGCUGCCGCCGCUGCUGCGCGAGUAUAUUAAGGAUGAAACCGGCGAGGCGAAUUCACUAAUCAAUGUGCACUUCAAGAAGACGCACAACAAGCUGGCGCGCCUGGCCCAAGCCGGAGAGCAGCCCACGCGGCAGCUGUCCAUGGACGUGGGCCAACCGGCGAAAGUCAGCGCCAAGCUCUACGAUGGGCUGCUGUGAGGCACUGCAUCCGCUUUAGCAUUUGUUGGCAUAUUAAACUUUUAAUUUACACUUAAUCGCAA